UAGCGCAGCGCCUUCUGUUCUCCAGUGUGUUCUAUCAGAAGGCUCCAGACUGGGUGUUGCAUCUGCUGCAGUCAUGGCCAAGCGCAGGAUCACUCAGGACACCUUUGAUUCAGUGGUCAGAGAAAACAUUGACGAUUUUGACAUGGAGGAAAGUGAAGCUCUGAAAGAGGCCAUUGAACAGUUUGAAUCUCAGGGAGUGGAUCUCAGCAACAUUGUUAAAGCAGUGCCGAAAGUUUCUUCUGAAGAAAACACAGAGGAUCAAACCCAUGAGGUUUUGCAGGCUUUAGAGUCUCUGAAAAGCGCAGCGUCGUCUUCAUCCACAUCUGUGCUGGAUGAUCUGAGACUCUUCACCGAUCAGUGCAAUCUGGGCUUCGCUCAGAGAUACCUAGCCGCUCAGAAAGACGCAUAUCCCACAAUCCUCAGCUGCUGCCAGAGAUCCGCCGGAGAAAAGGAGGCUCUUUCUGUGGCUCUGGCCGCUCUCUGUGCGCUGACCGACGGCCAGCCAGAUCUGCUGGAUGAGGAGGGGAGGCUGUUUUUAAUCCGGGUUUUGACUGAGCACCAGCACCAGCAGGACGCGGGUCUGGUCUGUCUGUGUGUGCGUAUCGUGCGGAACUGCUGUCUAAAGCACGAAAACAACCGUCAGGAUCUGGUGAAGGCUGGAGUUCUCCCGCUGCUCACCGGCAGCAUCACACGGUACUCACAGCACCCCGAAGUCGUGCGGGACGCCUGUGUGGCGCUCAGGGUCAUGACCUUUGAUGAUGACGUGCGGGUGCCGUUUGGACACGCCCACGAACACGCCAAGAUGAUCGUGUUGGAGCAGAAUGGACUGAAAGUCAUGGUGGAAGCUGCUAAAGCUCAUCCUGAAAACACAUCAGUGCUCAGUGAACUCUGUGCCACUCUCUCGCGUCUGGCCGUGAGAAACGAGUUUUGUCAGGACAUCGUAGACCUCGGAGGCCUGAAAUUCAUGAUCACACUCCUGGCGGACGGUCUGGAUUGUCAGGAGCUGGUGAAGCAGGUGCUCAGCGCUUUAAAGGCCAUCGCAGGAAAUGAUGACGUCAAAGAUGCCAUUGUCAGUGCGGGCGGGGCGGAGCUUAUCGUCAUGGCGAUGAAUCGUCACAUGGCCAAUGCACAGGUGUGUGAGCAGGGUUGUGCAGCGCUGUGUGUUCUCGCUCUUCGCAAACCCAACAACUGUAAGGUGAUCAUGGAGAGUGGAGGAGCUCUGGCGGCUCUGCAAGCCAUGAAGACUCAUCCAGCUGAAGCAAACAUGCAGAAACAGUCCUGCAUGCUGCUGAGGAAUCUGGUGGCGCGUUCGCGUGACUUUAGCCAGCCCAUUCUGGAGAUGGGAGCGGAGGCGCUGAUCUCGCAGGCGCUGGCGGCCCACCGGGACUGUGGAGACGUGGGUCGAGCCGCACUCAGAGACCUCGGCUGCCAGGUGGAGCUGCGAGAGCUGUGGACGGGGACCAAAGGAAGCCUGAGUCACUGAAACACACACACACAUAGACACACACACAAACUCUCUGAUGGGGAAAAGUACAGGUGUAAAUGCCCUCCCAAACAUACACACGCAUACAAACAAAAUCACACACAUAUACAAAUAAGCACACACAAAUAUGCACAUAUAAAAACAUAUAUAUACACACACACACACACACACACAUCACAGCAUUGCAGGUCAGACUCUGUGUGUGAGAAUCGCAGGGUGACCACAUGUGCCAUUUUAAUAAUAAUAAUUCAUUUAUACAUAAAUGCUGCCUUUCUAGACACCUUACAGCAAACAUGCUUAAAAAAACAGUGAAUUUAAACAUCGCCAAACAUCAUUUCAAAUACAUCAAAGAUGAAACAGUUUAAAAUACAAACACACCUUAAACAAACUUCAAAAUAAGAUGAUAAAAAUAACCAUGAGAGUUUUUAUAUCACAGGCCAGGAUAUCUGUAUUGCUUAACAUAUCCAGCUGUUGCGUGUCAACUGAUCACUG
Messenger RNA from Danio aesculapii, 1975 nucleotides. Its product is annotated as armadillo repeat-containing protein 6-like. The transcript has 9 exons. Gene Ontology annotation, biological process: hematopoietic progenitor cell differentiation. The coding region runs from base 74 to 1483 and encodes 469 amino acids. Lineage: Eukaryota; Metazoa; Chordata; Actinopteri; Cypriniformes; Danionidae. Gene Ontology annotation, molecular function: protein binding. The record is from RefSeq and is a predicted model, not a curated record.